AUGACUCGUAUCUCUUCCAUGCUGGCGCUGGCCACGUCCUUGGCUAUCCUGAGCACCGCUCUUCCCUACGCCUCGGCCGCUAUUCUUCCCACGCGCGAUGUGGCCGAGCAACAGGUCCAGGCCGACAACUAUCCAAACCUGGCCGCAGUCAACGUUCCAGCAGCCCCUCUCGAAGCUCGUGAGAGUCAGAAAGAGGAUGACUGGCCCCAUGGAGGUCGUGGAUGUGGAUACGGUGGUGGAUGGGGAGGUGGAUGGGGCGGUGGUCGAGGAGGCGGAUACGGUGGAGGUCGCGGCUGGGACAAGCGUGCUGAUCCGGAGUCCCGAGAUGUGGAAGAUGAUUCGUCUGGUGGUGGCGGCGGCGGCGGCGGCCGAGGAGGUGGUGGUCGCUUCACUGAACGCGAUGAAGGCGGUCGAGGUGGCGGUGGUCGAUACACUGACGCUGAAGGCAGUGGCGGUGGUGGUGACGGCCAUGGUAGCGGUGGUCGCUACACUGAUGCUGAAGGCGGUGGCGGUGGCGGUGGUCGGGGUGGCGGCGGUCGCUACACUGAACGCGAUGAAGGUGGCGGCGGUGGUGGCGGUCGAGGAGGUGGCGGUCGAGGAGGUGGCGGUCGAUACGUUGACGCUGAGGGCGGAGGCGGUGGAGGCGGUCGGGGUGGCGGUGGUCGAUACACAGAACGAGAUGGUAGCGAACAAGGUAGCGGCGGAGGAGGUGGUGGCCAUGGCGGCGGGGGCCACUGA
Molecule: messenger RNA, 738 nt
Organism: Sporisorium graminicola
Lineage: Eukaryota; Fungi; Basidiomycota; Ustilaginomycetes; Ustilaginales; Ustilaginaceae
Exons: 1
Coding region: 1-738 (245 amino acids)
Source: RefSeq, a predicted model, not a curated record